This is a messenger RNA of Penicillium soppii, 1224 nucleotides long. Its product is annotated as SPFH domain-containing protein. NCBI's taxonomy places the organism in Eukaryota, Fungi, Ascomycota, Eurotiomycetes, Eurotiales, Aspergillaceae. The record is from RefSeq and is a predicted model, not a curated record. The coding region runs from base 1 to 1224 and encodes 407 amino acids. Gene Ontology annotation, cellular component: membrane. The transcript has 2 exons.
AUGGAGGGAGUAUCUCGUCAAAGUUCAAGGCUAUUAAGGCCCCGUGGCCAAAUUCCCCAGCGCCUUCUGCGAUCGAGCACGACGCCCUUCACUCAGCUUCAACGACGGACCUUCUCAAAUUCCCCCCCAACGUUCGCCCCGGAUUCUGUCUUCAGCAGCUUUAAAACUGGCAGCCCAUACAAUGACGGCCCUACCAGCUAUUUUUCAAACCGGCAGACCCUCCCCGCAAACACCGUUGUGCGAUUCGUACCCCAGCAAACAGCAUGGAUCGUCGAGCGCAUGGGAAAGUUCGACCGCAUCCUUGAACCCGGUCUGGCUAUCCUCGUGCCUUUCUUGGACCGCAUUGCCUACGUGAGGAGCUUGAAAGAGGCCGCUAUUGAGAUCCCCAGCCAAAAUGCCAUUACAGCCGAUAAUGUCACUCUCGAGCUGGACGGUGUGCUAUAUACACGGGUUUUCGAUGCGUACAAGGCAAGCUACGGAGUCGAGGACGCAGAAUACGCUAUUUCACAACUCGCGCAGACCACUAUGCGAUCAGAGAUUGGCCAGCUCACUCUCGAUCACGUUCUCAAGGAACGCGCUAAUCUCAACACAAACAUUACUAAGGCAAUCAACGAGGCUGCCCAAGAAUGGGGCGUUGUCUGUCUUCGUUACGAGAUCAGGGACAUUCACGCACCGGAGAAGGUCGUUGCUGCCAUGCACCGACAAGUCACUGCUGAGCGGUCCAAGCGAGCUGAGAUCCUUGAGUCCGAGGGUCAGCGUCAAAGCGCGAUCAACAUUGCUGAAGGUCGCAAGCAGUCUGUUAUCCUUGCGUCUGAGGCGCUGCGCGCUGAGCAGAUUAACCGCGCAUCUGGUGAAGCCGAGGCUAUUCUUCUCAAGGCCGAGGCCACUGCUCGUGGUAUCGAUGCCGUCUCCCGGGCUAUUGAAGAGGGCGGUGAGAACGCCCACAACGCUGUUAGCCUCAGUGUCGCUGAGAAGUAUGUUGCGGCUUGGUCGAACCUGGCCCGUGAGGGUACCGCGGUUGUUGUCCCUGGCAAUGUCGGCGAUAUGGGUGGCAUGAUUGCCAAUGCCAUGGCUGUCUACGGCAAGGUUAGCGAGACGCAGGCUCGGGGAUUAGCGAAGAAGGCUCUAGGUGUCGAGGGUGCGUCCCAGUCGGCUCAGACUCCGGAACAAUCCGUGGACGAGAAGCUCUUUGAGCAAAAGGAGGAGCCCCAUGUCGCGUCCUAG